This is a messenger RNA of Armigeres subalbatus, 667 nucleotides long. It is a transcript of the gene Ccdc56, whose product is annotated as cytochrome c oxidase assembly factor 3, mitochondrial. Bases 130 to 411 code for a protein of 93 amino acids. Gene Ontology annotation, biological process: mitochondrial respiratory chain complex IV assembly. NCBI's taxonomy places the organism in Eukaryota, Metazoa, Arthropoda, Insecta, Diptera, Culicidae. The transcript is spliced from 2 exons. Gene Ontology annotation, cellular component: mitochondrial inner membrane. The record is from RefSeq and is a predicted model, not a curated record.
CUGCGACUGCGGUUAUGUCAUUCAGUGCGUGUGGUGUACCUGACCGGAACAAAUCCGAUGUAAAAAGGUGAAAAAUCGCGAAAUUCGAUUCAAGAAGCAUCAAAACUUCACUUAAAUAAGCAUCAUACAAUGUCUUCGGGUUCCGAACAGAAAGAGCACGGUUUUAAAAUCGACGACUCCGACCGGAAGCUGAAAAAAACCGAGAUCGAUUUCAUGCGUUUGAUCGAGAAGCAGAAUCUGCAACGGGUCCAGAAGUUGCAGCGCCAGAAAAGGAAUAACAAGAUCACCGCCCUUACCAUAGGUGGAACUGUUCUCGGAAUUUACCUGUACUCUAUGUACUCGGUGAAGCAGGAGAGAUUCCUGGACGAUUUCGAAGAACCGCUGAAAGUGGAAGUCACCGAGAAACAAUAGAUUCAAUAUCGUAUACAUAAGUGAACAACUAUUAGGCUAAGUCAUGUCUUCAUCUACCGCUGUUAACACCCUGUUGAAAUCCGGUGCCCGUCUACCACCACUUCCGACCAUUCGGGAUUUGGUUCGAAUCUACAAACUGAGAGCCAUCAAACAGCUUUCCCAGAACUUUCUGAUGGAUGAGAGGUUGACCAACAAAAUCGUUCGGGCAGCGGGCAACAUUAAGGAUAAUUACGUCCUGGAAGUUGGUCCGGGCCCG